AUGUCUCGCCAUUGGACAGCGUUGCUCUUUGGGCUGAUGGUGAUGAUAAUUACCACAAGCUGCAAUGGUGGGAAGGUCCGGCCAAAACCCAUGGACAGCCAGUCGGACGAUAGUAGAUCUGACGAGCAUGAUUUGGAGGAGACCAAGACUGGAAACCCCCCUCCAGGUCCUACUUACCCUUCUCCAAGUUGGUUCCUUUUCCUAAAGUUAUUUCUAAAGGACCUCCCACCAACGACGCCGACUUAUAAGUUGCUUUAUGAGGUGGCUCAAAAGAAUACCGAACUUGGUUUGGAUAAUGGACUUCUUCAAUUGAACAUCACAGAGUUGGGACGUAAGAUGUGCUUCAUCAACAAGCUUGAUUAUCUACAGGAGGCAUUCAACAAACAAGAAUUUUUAGAUAUCGAUGUAGAUGUCAAUACCGUCAAUUUCCCACUCACAUUGACUGCUUCUAUUCAGGCUAAUGGUCCUGCUCAUGACGAAACGCAAGCAUUUGUCCACAAAUACAUCAAGAAUCCCGAAUUCAUGAGGAAUGAAAUCACUCCUCGGAUGAACACAGCCAUCACGGGUUUGAUAAGCCAGCUGCAAGCAAACCCUGAUUACACCAAAGUGAUCACUCCGAUGCUAGGCUACGCCGAUGACCUCUUUCACCGCAUCACCUUCAACGAAGUUGGUAGUUAUGACCUGGCACAAGGCACUUUCGGCUCCGAUCUCAGUAUUUUGGCUUUACAACUUUUUAAUCCACAGCUGUUCGUCCCAACCCCAGGCAACAGUCCGGAGCUCAACAUUGUGAAAGAGUAUCUUCAAGAUCAGUCGGCAGCUUCCGCGGGUGACAAGAAAUCUCUUGUCGGAUUGUAUCACGAUUACAUCAACAACCUUGAAUCCCCUAUUGCCCGACCUGAGGAUGUUUGGCGUCACAUGAUGGACCUGUUUGUUGGAGGAAGGACUAACAUUGGAGUGGGCCUCGCUUUUAUCAUCUAUCGCCUUGCCGAAGAUCAGAACCUCCAAGACAGGAUUCGCAAAGAAAUCUCGAAGUUUGAAGACAACGUAAAUUACGACGAUCGCUUUACGAAUUUUCCGGAAACAAUGUCCUUCAUCUACGAGAUUUACAGGUUUCAUCCAUUGGUUCCUCUUGGAGUAACACACGUGGCUUCCGCUGAUGGGAAGAUAGGUGGCUUCGAUAUCAACAAGGAUACAAGGAUCCUACCUAACAUCUACUCUAUACACAACGACCCCCUCUACUGGAAGAGCCCUGAAGUCUUCAACACCACAAGGUUUCUGCAAUUGAACGACGGGGACCUUACGUUUGAUUCUGGAUCUGCCAAUGCCACCCGAGUUGUUUCAUUCUCCACUGGAAGGAGAUCUUGCCCCGGUGAGUUACUCGCCCGAAAUAUUUUCUUCAAGACUACUGUACGACUAGUUCAGAACUUCAGGAUGUCUCUGAUGCCGAGUGUGAAUGUUAACAUCAAUGAGGUUUACAGUGCACUGUUCAUGAAGCCACCAGAAUACCAAGCAAAGUUUGAUCCAAUUCUUUAAGGGAACCAACAUUGCCAUUGGAUUGAUUGGCCUAGCCUGCUGGAAAAAACACAGUGUAACAUAGUGUGUUAACAUUAAGAUGUGACUCACACUGUUAAAAUGCUAUAAUUUAACACCAUAUAGAUAACUUCAUAAUAUGUGUCACACGGUGGGGCACGUAGUGUUACACACUAUGUGGCACACAGUGUGACACACUGUGUUACAUUUCGUAACACACUGUGUGGAACACAGAGUAACACACUGCGGGUCUGAGUAACACACUGUGUAACACAUAGUGGAACACACUAU
Messenger RNA from Lytechinus pictus (painted urchin), 1821 nucleotides. Its product is annotated as cytochrome P450 2C26-like. The coding region runs from base 1 to 1533 and encodes 510 amino acids. Gene Ontology annotation, molecular function: oxidoreductase activity, acting on paired donors, with incorporation or reduction of molecular oxygen; heme binding; monooxygenase activity. Lineage: Eukaryota; Metazoa; Echinodermata; Echinoidea; Temnopleuroida; Toxopneustidae. The transcript is spliced from 6 exons. The record is from RefSeq and is a predicted model, not a curated record.